UUAAGGUUUGAGCAGAAAAGGAAAAUGUUCAACCAAACUACUGUGACUGAGUUCCUCUUGCUGGGAUUCUCUGACUUGAGGGAGCUGCAGAUCUUACAUGUUAUCAUCUUCCUAAUUGCCUACAUGUUUGCCCUGAUGGGCAAUCUUCUUGUUAUCAUGGCUGUAGCCUGUGACCACUGUCUUCACACUCCUAUGUACUUCUUCCUGAUGAAUCUUUCCAUCCUGGACCUCAGCUCCAUCUCUGUGACUGUCCCCAAAUCCAUAGGGAAUUCCCUACUCAACACCAGGUCAAUUUCUUAUUCUGGAUGUGUUGCCCAAGUCUUUCUUUUCUUUUUCUUUGCUACAAACAACUUCAUCUUCCUCACUAUCAUGGCAUAUGACUGCUAUGUUGCCAUCUGCAAGCCACUCUACUACAAAACAAUCAUGGACUUGAGAGUUUGUGCUCAGAUGACUGCUGCUGCCUGGAUCUGUGCUUUUCUGUACUCUGCAAUGCACACUGGUAACACAUUCUGGUUACCUUUCUGUUCCUCAAAUGUUAUUGAUAAAUUCUUCUGUGACAUACCACAGCUCCUAAAACUCUCCUGCUCUGAGGCAGAUAUCAGUGAACUUGUUAUACUGGUCUUAAGUGCAUGUCUGUACUUCAUUGCCUUCCUUUUUGUAGUUGUGUCUUACAUUAACAUUUUCACUGUAGUGUUUAAGAUUCCCUCAAAGUAUGGCCGGCAUAAGGCCUAUGCCACAUGCCUUCCUCAUCUCACUAUGAUUUCCUUGUUCAUUUCUACCGGGAUCAUUGCCUAUGUCAUACCUAUCUCCCACCCCCUAUCAGUUCUAGAUCUCAUCGUGGAUGUUCUCUAUUCUGUGCUGCCUCCUGUGAUGAAUCCAAUCAUUUACAGCAUUAGAAACAAAGAGAUCAAAGCUGCCAUAAGGAAAUUGAUGGUUUGGAAGUUCUUCCCCAAAAGAAAUCUGUUUUUAUAA
Messenger RNA from Struthio camelus australis, 972 nucleotides. NCBI's taxonomy places the organism in Eukaryota, Metazoa, Chordata, Aves, Struthioniformes, Struthionidae. The record is from RefSeq and is a predicted model, not a curated record.